AUGUAUAACGGUAUUGGACUGCAAACUGCUCGUGGUUCUGGCACAAAUGGUUACGUGCAGACCAAUUUGGCGAAUCUUUUGCUUUCUAAGAAACGGGUUACGUACAAUUCCGAAGCAGAUAUAAAACGAGCUGAGGCUGAAUUAAACAAAGAGCCAAAUAAGGAACUUUUGGAACAUAGACGUAAGCGACAUAUUGAGUUGAAAUGCGCUGACUUUGAGCUGUUAAUGGAAAAUAAGGGAUUUCAUAGUGCUGAAAUCGAAGCAAAAGUUAACGAGUAUCGGAGUCUUCUGCAAAGUCAAGUAGAAUCUGGAGAGUUAGAUUUGGAUGCAGAAAUGGACAUUCGAGAUACACAUGUUCGUAACAAAGUUGCAGUUGAAUAUCGUAAUCGUAUGCGAGCUGCUCUUGGUAUUGAAGAUACUUUUGUCGAUGGAACAUCUUUCGAGAAGUUUGUUUUGCUAUUCGAUCAGACAUCACGAAAAGCAGUGUCAUCGUCGUCAUCAUCUACAGGUUCAUCAUCGUCAACUGACUCAUCAUCAUCAGAAGAUUCAUCGUCAGAAGACUCAGAUUCUAGUUCAGGGAAUGAUACUUCAUCAACUUCAACAGAUGAAUCUGAGGGUACUUCUAGUGAAGAUUCUUCUGGAUCAAAAAAAAAUCGUAAGCGUUCAGAGAAAGGAAAGAAAAGUAAAAAGUCUAGUGAAAAGGAGCGUCCACGAAUUCGGGAUAAUUCAAGACAUUCUCGGCGUUUGCGUAGUCGACAUGAUGAUGAUGAUGAUGACGUCGACAUGCCCGAGUACAGCAAACGAAGAAAGCAUAGUUCAUCUAAUUAUUACGGUGAUCGACAUCGCCGUCGUGGAUCUCACAAUGGUAGACGUUAUAGUAGUCGGAGGUAG
Molecule: messenger RNA, 891 nt
Organism: Thelazia callipaeda (thelaziosis nematode)
Lineage: Eukaryota; Metazoa; Nematoda; Chromadorea; Rhabditida; Thelaziidae
Source: the annotation of a GenBank genome assembly